Molecule: messenger RNA, 432 nt
Organism: Perognathus longimembris pacificus (Pacific pocket mouse)
Lineage: Eukaryota; Metazoa; Chordata; Mammalia; Rodentia; Heteromyidae
Product: alpha-ketoglutarate dehydrogenase component 4-like
Exons: 1
Coding region: 1-303 (100 amino acids)
Biological process (GO): 2-oxoglutarate metabolic process
Source: RefSeq, a predicted model, not a curated record
AUGGUCAUGAUGGUGUCUGCCAGCAGGGUUGUUGAGGUACUCAAGCCACAUACUCCAUUAAUAAGACUUCCUAACAGAAGAGAAAAUCCUAAACUCAGUGCAUCAGAAGUUUUGAGAUCAGCAGGCCUCCUACCUCACUCUUCUUUGGUCUCCCAGGAUGCUAAGGGAAGUAAAUCACCAGAUAUGAUACAUCAGGGUCCACCAGACACUGCAGCAAUAUUAGAAAUAUUACCUCAGAAAUACAGAAGGAAACUUAUAUCUCAAGAAGACAUGGAAUUCAUCCAACAUGGAGGGCCAGAAUAAUCAUUGAGGCUGCAGUUUAUCAUCAAAGAAUUAUCUUUACAAUAAAGGACUUCCAAAAUGACAAGUACAAAAUUGUAUAUUAAACAACCUUAAUAAAUAUUCUGAGAAAAUGAAAUAUAGAAAAUAUAG